Messenger RNA from Rhizoctonia solani, 1329 nucleotides. RefSeq names its product kinase domain protein. Gene Ontology annotation, molecular function: ATP binding; RNA polymerase II CTD heptapeptide repeat kinase activity; cyclin-dependent protein serine/threonine kinase activity. Gene Ontology annotation, cellular component: mediator complex; nucleus. NCBI's taxonomy places the organism in Eukaryota, Fungi, Basidiomycota, Agaricomycetes, Cantharellales, Ceratobasidiaceae. The transcript is spliced from 6 exons. The coding region runs from base 1 to 1329 and encodes 442 amino acids. The record is from RefSeq and is a predicted model, not a curated record. Gene Ontology annotation, biological process: protein phosphorylation.
AUGCCACCGACGCAGUCGCAUGAUGUUAUGAGGACCUAUCGGGCCAGAAAGGACGAAGCUCGCAUUGCAGUCAACUCCAAGUAUCAUAUAUUAGGAUUUAUAUCCUCAGGGACAUACGGUCGUGUUUACAAGGCUCAGGCAAAAGACACCAACGGUACUAUUGUGGUCACCGGUCCUUCAGCGGGCGUGUAUGCUAUAAAGAAAUUCAAGCCAGAUAAGGAAGGAGAAGUGGUCACAUACACAGGAAUCAGCCAAAGUGCCUGUCGCGAGAUUGCGCUUACAAGGGAAAUGCGACAUGAAAAUGUCAUAGUGCUUCGCGAAGUAAUGUUGGAAGACAAAUCCAUAUUCAUGGUCUUUGAGUAUGCUGAACACGAUUUUUUGCAAAUCAUCCAUCACCAUUCACAGACGUUGCAUCAAGCAAUACUAUUACCAAUAUUGAAGUCGUUCAUGUAUCAACUACUUAAUGGACUAUUGUACCUACACAACUCUCACAUCAUGCAUCGUGACCUCAAGCCUGCCAACAUCCUCGUUACUGCUGCGCGGCCAAUGCCUGCCACAUCUACAGGCAGUGCGGUACCAAUCACACAAGGUGGUGUUGUCAAAAUAGGUGACCUGGGACUAGCCCGGUUAUGUCGAUCGCCGCUUCAACCAUUACUCUCGGGCGACAAAGUUGUGGUCACUAUCUGGUAUCGUGCCCCGGAGCUUUUGCUUGGGGCCCGCCAUUACACCAAAGCGAUUGAUUGCUGGGCGGUGGGAUGUAUAUUCGCGGAGCUAUUGGCACUUCGACCCAUCUUUAAAGGGGAAGAAGCCAAACUAGACGCGAAGAAAAACGUGCCCUUUCAACGCGAUCAACUUACCAAGAUAUUCGAUGUGCUUGGAACGCCUACAGAGCAAAAUUGGCCUGGGCUUACCUCAAUGCCUGAGUACAAGAACUUCAUAACUUGCGACCGUCAAGAGAAUAAGCUUUCCCAAUGGUACCGGCAAAGAUCUCGUAACCUUGACUGUGGGUAUGAUCUUAUGUGCCAGCUGUUUGAGUACGAUCCUGCACGACGAUUGGAUGCUCGGGGCGCCUUGUCCCAUUGGUGGUUCCAGGAAGAACCUGUUCCAACUGUGAACGCAUUUGCUCACCUUCCUGAUGGAGUCUCAUAUCCGCUCCGUCGUGUCACCCAAGAUGAAGCCCCUUUAACGAAUGCACCACCGGCACUUACGGCCGGGCAUGUUGCUGAUUCCAGACCGGGAAGUAGCUCUUACUUAAUCAGCAGGAUGACUGGGGCUGCCGGCCAAGUUCCCGGUCAUCAGCCACCCAGAAAGAAGAGUCGCAUGGAGUGA